Molecule: messenger RNA, 2445 nt
Organism: Teleopsis dalmanni
Lineage: Eukaryota; Metazoa; Arthropoda; Insecta; Diptera; Diopsidae
Exons: 1
Coding region: 1-2445 (814 amino acids)
Biological process (GO): proteolysis
Molecular function (GO): zinc ion binding; aspartic-type endopeptidase activity; nucleic acid binding
Source: RefSeq, a predicted model, not a curated record
AUGUCAACUAAAAAGCGAGCAUCAUCCCCACAAAAAAAUGAAGAAUUGGAUAAACUACUCCAGCAGCGAGAAACUGUAGUGGCCAGUAUCUUGCGUAUUAAAAAAGUAAUUUCUGAAAAAACUGUUGAUUUAAACCCUGUAGAACUGGAAUGUAGGUUGGACAUUCUCAAUUCAUACAUUAAACAGGCCAUGACUUGCCAACAAAAAAUAGAGUGUAUCAACGAGUUUGAUGUAUUUCGGCCAGAUCUAGAAGAAAUCUGCGUUGCUUCGAAAUCAUUGUUUCUACAGGCGUUAGGUAAAAACCGCAAGUCUAGUAUUCCUGAUACUUCGCAUGAAUGCAGCAAUCAUCGUUCCAGGCUGCCAAGUAUGCGUUUACCUAAAUUUAGUGGGAAACAUUCUGAGUACAAAAACUUCAUAAGCCUUUUUGAAAGCUUAGUGCACAAUGAUCAGUCGCUAAGUGAUAUUGAAAAAUUCAAUCAUCUCAUUUCGUGUUUGUCUGACGAAGCUCUUGGUACAGUUAAGGCAUUUCAACUCACUGAAACUAAUUACUCAAAGGCAUUAGCUAGUUUAAAAAGAGUUUACGAUAACACUUGUCUAAUCUUUUUCGAUAGUAUCUCGCAGCUUUUUGAACUGCCAGAAAUGAACAAGCCAUCUGCUUCUGCAUUACGCAAUAUCAUAGAUACUGUUUCUGCCAUAUAUGAGUCCCUAUUGUCAAUAGGAGAUGAUAAGAACAUUUCAAAUGCGAUUCUUAUUCAUUUAGGCAUGUCAAGAGUCGAUGCCGCCACGAAAUCUAAAUGGGAGGAGCAAUUAGAUUACAAUAAGCUGCCGCUCUGGUCUGAUUGCGAGACUGCAUUAAAUAAGCGAUACCAACACAUUUCUGCUGACGAAGCUUCUACGUCAAGGUCUCGAUCGAACAGGCCAAAACAAGACAACUGGCAAGGUAAGAAUGUAAAAUCGUCACUUAUGUGCAAGAAAAAUAGUUCGCAAGAGGAAAGUAGAUGUUUGUUCUGUAAUGCGAAGGAACAUGUAAUAAAUUCAUGCUCCGCCUUUGCUGCCCUCUCAGUUACUGAACGGUUCAAUUUCAUUAAAUCAUCUUCGGCAUGCAUAAAUUGUCUCAAGAAAGGGCACACGGUAUCUAGAUGCAAGGCGUCACGCUGCAGAGUGUGUAAUCGGUCGCACCAUACUCUUUUACACCAAUAUUCUACUAACACUCCUCAAACAGGUUUAUCUUAUAAUCCAGAACAACCUAUUAUUUCUCGUGCCUCUGUGAAUCAUAGCUCAUCGAAUGACGAUCAAAUUAUUCUAGCCACUGCAGUCAUAACCAUUCAAGGAAAAUCUGGAGAGUAUCAGCUGGCCAGAGCACUGCUCGAUUCCGGUUCUCAAGUCAACCUUAUAACCGAGGAACUUGCACAACGACUGCAACUAAAAAAAGAAGCGAAAACUCUAAACCUAAUUGGCAUUGGUGAAACAAACUCCACAGUACGGCAAAAAUUACAUGCCACUGUGAGAUCACGUAUUAACUCUUAUGAGUUUUCUACUGAUUUUUGGGUAAUACCUUCAAUCUCCACUUACCAACCCGACAAAUUUGUGUCAAUGAGUAAUUGGAAUGUUCCUUCCAAUCUUUCACUUGCUGAUCCGCACUUUCACAAACCUCAAAAGAUAGAUCUUCUACUUGGUGCCGAAAGCUUUUUCGAACUGUUGUCGAUUGGACAAAUAAAACAAGGUACUAAUCUUCCAAUUCUCCAAAAAACUUUACUUGGAUGGAUUGUAUCAGGAAAAUAUAAAGAUGUCCCAAGUAAUGCAUCUAAGAUAUGCAAUUUAAUACGCCUUCAAGAAGCAGAGUCAACAGGUGAUUUCUGCUUAAACUCUCUUGUGAAAAAAUUCUGGGAAUUGGAAGAAAUUUCCAAGGAGCUCACUGUCAAAAAAUACACAAUAGAACAACAACACUGUGAGACCAAGUUUCUCAACACAAUUUUACGCUUACCUUCAGGGAGGCUUAAGGUGCAGCUUCCUUUCAAGUCCAACCCCAACCUUCUAGGUCAGUCAUAUGAAACAGCAAAAAAUCGUUUUCUCUCACUGGAACGCAGGUUGUCGAAAGACUGUAUGCUUCAGAAGCUGUAUAUGGAGUUUAUGGCAGAGUAUCGUGACUUAGGUCACAUGACAUUAACUACUGACAACUUUUCUUCGACACCUCAUUACUAUAUACCGCAUCAGUGUGUGUUGAGACCUCAGAGUACCUCGACAAAACUUCACGUCGUGUUCGAUGCUUCAUGCCGAACAUCUUCACAAGUGUCGUUGAACGACAUUCUAAUGGUUGGUCCAACGGUACAAGAAGAAUUGUAUUCAAUCCUACUUCGCUUUCGUAUGCACAAAUACGCGAUGACUGCUGACAUUACAAAAAUGUACCGUCAAAUCGAAGUUGACGAGGCAGAUCGCAAUUUUUAG